Messenger RNA from Mesorhabditis spiculigera, 7065 nucleotides. The record is from the annotation of a GenBank genome assembly. NCBI's taxonomy places the organism in Eukaryota, Metazoa, Nematoda, Chromadorea, Rhabditida, Rhabditidae.
AUGCUAGAAUCUCUAUAUGAAGAAGCGGCCGGCCACAGCAUACCCCGAGACGCCACCGCCCGCAGCCUCGCCAAUUCCUUCCUGUCCGGGCUGAAAAGAAAGAGCGAUGAAAAACGCAUCAAAGCUGCCCGUGAACUUUACAGAUUCAUCCAAAAUGAACUGAAAGAUGAGGGAAACCAUUACGUGAACGAAUUCUUUCAUGCUUUCGACGCAAGCUCGAAGGACAAAGAGAAAAACGAAUUGCAAGAUUGCCUGCGGGAAAGCUCUGAAAUCGAGGAAAAACGAGCCGGCAUCUUCAUCAUCGUUUGUAUACUCGAAGCGCCGGCCACGGGAGAAGCCUCCAGAGUCAAUCGCUACGCUAACUUGUUGCUUCGAAGUUUGACACAACCAAACACUGAUGAGCACACGAUGGAACUGGCCGCCCGCGGGCUCUCUUAUUUGAUACAGACUUCAAAAGUGACGGAGUUAGUCAACAAAUGUAUGGAUCAAUGCCUGGAAUGGUUAGAGGACAACGAGCGACAAGAAAAACGUCGCCUCGCCGCUGCGUUUUUGACACGAGAACUCGCCCUCUUCACGCCGACCGCCUUUUUCGCGAGGGCCACAAAUUUCUUCAAGAAUAUAUUUAAAGUGGUGCACGAUGCCAAGCCAAAUCUACGCAUAGCUGCUGUAAAUGCUCUCCAUGCCGCUUUGACGAUCACUUCCCAGCGAGAAGCCCGCCAGAAAACGGAGUGGUAUCGGGAAUGCUUCAACGAAGCCAUGGUUUGCGAUAUUUCGAGCGGUGAUAACAACCGGAUGUCGCAUUUGUCCAAGGACGAUCGGAUACACUCGAUGCUGCUCGUGCUCAACGAAUUGGUGAAGAUCAGUGACGCCAGUUACGAGAAGCACAGAAUGUCAACGUUGGGCCAUGAAGUCGGCACUUUCUCCGGCGGUUCCACGAACCCGGUCGACUGGCUGACCGAAAACCGGACGACGCAUAUUGUUGAGAGCCUGACAGCGAGGAGCAUCGUUGUGCAAAAUCUGGAAAUGAUUAUUCACGUCGCCUACGAGGCCCGCAAUUCCAAAUCGACGUAUGUGCAAACGGUGUUGCUCGAGCUGUACCCACGAUUGAGCGCCUGGGAGGGAUUCGGAGCGCGAGAACGGCAGUUGAGGGAGAUGUUCGAGUACACGUUCAGACAAAUGCGAUCCAGCCCUCAGCAAGCCAUACCGUCCGUUGGGAUGUUCAUGAAGCUCCAUCCGGCCGCCUUCGAGGACCGGAUACCGGAUGUGGUCGCGAUAAUAGGCGACCCUGAAUUGACGGUGCUCGCCCUGGACACGUUGGGCAGCUUCAAUUUCCCUCGCGGUGAUCUGCUGACGUUUUUGAAGUACAUAUCGGAGGGCUAUUUGGUGUGUCAGAACAAGGACGUCCGGAUCGCGGCGGUGAAGUGCACGGUCAACAUGAUCAUUCCGUUUAUGAAAGUCUUCCACCGUUGCCAUCGCGAAUAUCGAGGUCAACUCCAGGAGACGAUCAUCGGCGUGCUCACCAGGGUUGUUUCUGUGGGUGUCGUUGAUAGAGACGUGGAAGUGCGACUCUGCGUGCUGGACACGCUUUUUAAUGGCUCUUUCCCGUUGCUGUCGUUGUUGGCAACAGAUCAGAUGCUGACGAUGCUUUUCAUGUGCAUUCAUGACGAGAAGCCCGAAAUCCAGGUGGCGGCUAUUCGCCUCCUCGGAAGCAUCCGUAUGACCGAGGUCAAUCCAGCUGUCAUCAUACCACGACUUCGGCGCAUACUGCUCGAAUCGUUGAGCCAGUUGAAAACGAGUGGAAAUGCCAGGCUCGAGCAGCACAGCGCCCGUCUCAUCUGCCAGCUGGCUAGGCAGAACCCCGACUUCAUCAAGGUGUACGUCAGCCCAACCACGGAAGCGCUGCUGUCAAGAUUACGAAUCGAAUCCGUCCAUUCCGAUGUGACGGUGGAGGUGCUGGAUUGUCUGGGCGAGCUGGCGCUCGUCGGCGGCUCGGAAAUGGUUCGAAAUCUUCCCGUCGUCUUCAAAUUCCUGCAUCAGUGCAUCACGGACAGCAGCCAUCGUAGGAGGCGACAGGCUGCGCUACGAGCAAUGUGCCGCAUCGUUCGAACCACCGCCUAUACGGAAAUGAGCGCCGAGAUGCGGCGACAAACAAUCCAAGUGCUCGGUGUGCUUGGCGCGCUGGAUCCGUACCUACGGAAGGUGUAUCUUGGCGACGUCCCGUCUUCUUCAACCCUCUCCACCGCCCUCUCGAUGCCGUCUACUAGAUUCCAAACGGAUACGAGACAAGAGGUGAUCCAAUGGUUCAACUACGAGAAGUGCACCCUCGAGGAAUUCUACCCGUCGAUCACGCUGGCCAAUCUGAUGUUGAUGGUCCAGGACGAUGCCUACAACGAUCAUUACAAACAGAUCGCCCAAGCGCUGCUCACGAUUUUCCAAGGGAUGAACCAGGAUGAAUACAAGGCCUAUGUCGAACAGGUGCUACCCCGCCUCAUCGAAGUGACGCGGAAGAACCGACAGCUGGAACACCGGAAGUUCUUCAUCUCCCAAAUAGCCCAACUCGUCGACAUUGUCCGGCUCCACGCGAAGAACUACAUGAAGUCCAUCUUUCAAAUGAUUGCUGAAGCCUGGUGCGAAGACCAGUCGAUGAAGCUCACCAUCAUCAGCGCGUUGGAAUUGAUGGGGACGGCGCUGGGGAAGGAUUUCGCCCCGUUCGUCGACGAGCUGAUCCCGUAUUUGCUACGCGUCAUCCAGUCUGAUCGGACGGCCGAACGACGGCUAACUACCAAGGUGCUGGCGUGCGUGGGUGCGCUGUCCGGAUGUUUGACGCCGCACCUCCACCUCGUGCUGCCGCCGAUCCUUGCGAUUGUCGACGACUCGAACAGCCUGAUGAACGUGCGGGAAUUGGCGCUGAACACUAUUCUGCAAUUAGCCGAAAGCGAGGACGUCUCCGAAUUUGCGCCCCGCCUGAUGCAAGCCUGGCUACGUGGUGUCGAUGUCGUCUCUCUGCAAAAGCCGCUGCUCAAAUUACUUGUUGUUGUCGCCGGACAGAUGUGGCGCCACUUUGACGUCUACCGGACGAGCGUCGACAUGGCCCUGUUGAAGCACAACCUGCAAUGCCCCGAGUAUGAUCGGUUGACGUUCACGAUGAUGGACCACGAGCUGAAGCAUAUGGCUGGCACGGCGUGUGCCCCGAAUCCCCUACCACCAUCACAGUUUGACCACUCGAAGGGCCGGUCGAAGAUGACGCGCCGCCAACCCGUCCAGGUCAAGAAGCAAAAGUUCAGCGCCGAGCUCGUCCGCCCCAACUGGAUGACGGAAACCCUGGUGAAUCGCGAGGACUGGUCGCAAUGGUUGACGAAGUUGCGCUCGGCUUGCCUCAGGCUCAGUAGCAGCGCUGCGCUGAGAGGUGCCGCUCCACUCACCGAUCUCUACCCCCAUUUGGCCAAGGAUCUGUUCAACGCGGCUUUCAUGUCCGUCUGGACCGAGCUGAGCCAACCGCACCAGGAUGAGUUGACGAAAAACCUCGAAAAUGCCCUGCGAAACAGUGGACAACCGGACAUUGUGCAGACGAUCCUCAACCUCGCCGAAUUCAUGGACCACUCUGAGAAAGGCCCAUUGCCGAUCCCGUAUCACGUGCUGGGAAGUGCCGCCGAAGGCACCCGCGCCUAUGCAAAGGCCCUCAGAUACAAAGAAAUCGAGAUCGAGCGCAAAAUUGCGAAACGAUACCCGGUGACCCCUGAAGAUUGUCAAGCCCUCAUCACGUACGCCAACAAAUUGAACGUGCACGAUGAGGCGGCUGGCGUCGUCAAAUACGCUGAAAAGCAUGGAAUCCAAGCGGUCCUCCAGGGGAAAUGGUACGAGAAGCUGCAGGAUUGGGAGAAAGCCCUCGAGUUUUAUCAGAAAGAGCCAAACCAAGACCUGGUCGCCCAGUACGAGAUGCGAUGUCUGGAGGCCCUCGGCCGAUGGAAGGACCUGAACGAGAUGGCGUCGUUUGAGAAGGCGACGGCGAACCCGAAGAUUGCCGUCAUGGCAGCAAGAGGAGCGUGGGCGGAAGGUCAACUCGAUAAAAUGGCCCAAUUCGUCGAGAUGGUGUCACCGAACACGCAAGAUGGCUCGUAUUUGAGGGCCGUGCUGGCCGUGCGAAAUCAAGAAUUCCGCAAGGCGACGUUUUUGAUUGAUAAGGUUCGAGACAUGUACGACACGGAGUUGACGGCGUUGGCCGGCGAGAGCUACGAGAGGGCGUACGGAGCGAUGGUGCUCAUCCAGCAACUUGCCGAGCUGGAGGAGGCUAUCGAGUAUCGAGUCCGCAAAGAUCGGCGACUUCGUAUCUCGCUGCUCUGGUCUCGCCGGCUGCUCGAUUGCCAGGAAGACGUCGAGCAGUGGCAGCGCGCCUUGUUCUUACGGGAGAUGGUCAUGCCGACAAAUCACAUUCUUCCCCUCAAGGUGAAGUUUGCGUCGCUGUGCCGCCGUCAGGGACGUCAUGACAUGGCCAAGGAUGUCCUGCGCAGUCUAUUAGGUAUCCCGCCCCGAGCCGAGCUCCACACCGCCUCUGUGCCCCAGGAUAAGCCAAAUUUGGUGAUGGCCCUCUGCAAGCAGCUGUGGGCUGAUGGGCUACACGGGUCGGCGGUGGCCACGCUGGAUGCAUUGUCGCGCCAUUUGGAAAGGACGGCCACUACGGAAAUGCCCACGCAAAAGCGGAGGACAUUGGCAAAGGUAUUCGUGAAACUUGGCGAAUGGACGUACGCGGAAGGACUGCGAAAUAUUGAGAACAACUCUUAUCCCAAGCAAUCGGUCGGCUCUUCUGAAGGAGCAUUGGCCCAGCUGUUGGCCCAGGCCGAACCGAUGUCGAGGAUGAAGAACGAGCGCCACCUCUCCCAAACCGUCAUUCAGCUCUACCGAAAAGCCGCCGUGCAGCAUGACCCCAGCUGGCACAAGGCAUGGCACCGUCUCGCCAUCACCUACUACGCGACGCUACAGAGGGAACGGGAGCGUCUUCUAGCCGUCACGAAUUCGGCUGGUGGCCAGGCCCAUCUUCACGGCUCCUUGAGCGCACCAGCGGGAAGUAUUCCUGAAGAUCAACCGAAUACUGGCGCGACUCCUGCUGCGAAGGUUGUCGCCGAGCUGCGCAACAACAUCAAGCAGCUCGCCCUGCACUCGAUCUCCUCCUUCAUCGAGGCCCUGAAGCUCGCCAAGGGAUCACGGCUCGAAGACACGCUUCGACUUAUGGCAUUGCUCUUCGACAUCACCGAGACGUUGCCGACCGAGUUGCGCAACGGGCUGAAGAAGUUGCCGCCAGAGAUGUGGCUUGAGGCUGUCCCUCAAUUGAUCGCUCGACUGGAGGCGAAGAACUCGCAGGACACGAGGGAGGCGCGGAAUGCUGGCAUCGUCAAGCAGGUCAUCCUCGACGUCAGCAAGGUGUAUCCGCAGGCGCUCGUCUACCCAAUCACGGUCGCUGCAAAAUCAAGUGGUUCGGAAAAUGGGCUGGAGCUGUUCACGCUAUUCAGUGACAUGUCCCCGAAGCACAACAAGCUGGCCGAAGAGGCGAAGCUGGUCACCGAGGAGCUCGUUCGAUGCGCCAUCCUUUGGCACGAACAGUGGAACGAAGCCCUGGACGAGGCGAGCCGGCUGUAUUUCCAGGAGAACGACAUCCCCGGUUUCCUGGCAACCCUCGACCCGAUGCACCAAAGGCUGAAGACGGCCCCGAUGACGAUCAAGGAACACUCGUUUGUACAAACCUACUUCGCCGAUCUGACGGACGCGCUCAAGUUCUGCAACGCCUACCGCAUUGGCCAAGACCGAAAAGAGCUGGCGCAGGCCUGGGAAAUCUACAUCAACGUGUUCAAGCGGAUUCAAGGUCAACUUCGACAACUGACCUCCUUGGACCUGACGUACGUGUCGCCAAAGUUGAAGAAUGCCAAAGAUCUCUCCAUUUCGGUCCCCGGCACCUACGACCCAGCACAAACGGACGAGGACAUUGUCCGCAUCAGCUACGUCGACACCCUGCUGACCGUCAUCAGCAGCAAGCAAAAGCCGAGGAAAAUGCAGAUGAGAGGCAGCAACGGACGGGAUUACAUGUUCCUGCUGAAGGGACACGAAGACCCGCGUCAGGACGAGCGUGUCAUGCAGCUAUUCGGGCUGGUUAACGCCAUGCUAGCGAAAAAUGAAGAAACUGGACGCACGAAUCUUGCCAUUCAGCGCUAUUCCAUCAUUGCCCUCUCGCAAAACUCGGGCCUGAUCGGCUGGGUGCCAAACUGCGACACGCUGCACACGCUCGUCAAGGAGUACCGCGAAAAGAAGAAGAUAUCGCUAUCCGCCGAGCACAAAGAAAUGCAAGCCAACGCGCAAGAUCUGGAGACGUUGCCGCUCGAUCAGAAGGUGCAACUUUUCAACCUGGCCCUCGCAAAGACGAGCGGCGAUGAUUUGCAGAAGAUUUUGUGGCUCAAGAGUCCCAGCUCCGAAGUUUGGUUCGACCGGCGCACGAAUUACACCCGCUCGAUGGCCGUGAUGAGCAUGGUUGGGUACAUUCUGGGGCUUGGCGAUCGCCACCCCUCAAAUCUGAUGCUCGACCGGCUAACGGGCAAGAUUGUGCACAUCGACUUUGGCGACUGCUUCGAGGUGGCCAUGUCCCGGGAGAAGUACCCGGAAAAGAUCCCCUUCCGCUUGACGCGCAUGCUCAUCAAGGCGAUGGAGGUCUGCGGCAUUAAUGGUAACUAUCGUCAUACUUCGGAGCGAGUGCUCGGUCUUUUGCGUGCGAACAAAGAUUCUCUGCUCGCCGUCCUUGAGGCCUUCGUCAAUGACCCGAACAUCAACUGGCGGUUGUUGGAAGUGAACCGGCAACGACGGAACCCCGCCGAGAAGCAGGACAUUUCCAAGAUGGUCAAGGACGAAGGGCUCAGUCAAGAGUCGGCUCGAAAAAUUGUCGAGCGGAUCAAGAGCAAGCUCAUCGGACACGACUUCGAACCGGAGCGCGAGUACAACGUCGUCGAGCAGUUCAACAAGCUCGUCGAAGAGGCCACAAACGCCGAAAAUCUGUGCCAAUGUUACGUGGGAUGGUGCCCGUUCUGG